AAAGAAAUAAAUAUUUUCAGUGAUAUAUUUAAAACCGUUGGAAGUUUGUGAAGCGUUGAUAGCUCAUUGACACACAUAACGAUAGAGAUAAACCCAAAAAUAUUAGGACAAAAAAGACGACUCUAGCCGAAAGGACUAGAGCUGUUGGCUCGUAGCAAACCUGAACUACUCUGUUAUCUCUUCAGGAAGAUGAACACAAUGUUCACCGGUGCCGGAUCAAUUCAAGAAUCCGAUUAUGACCGGAAAUACGAACUGAGGGUGUUCGACGAAUCAAAAGCCGGCGUUAAGGGGCUUUUAGAUUCAGGGUUGACAAAAAUCCCGAAGAUAUUCGUCAAUGAGCAUCGCAAGGUUGAGGAGAAUUCUGCCCCUGCUGCAGCUGAAUCCUUUGAAAUUCCGAUCAUCGACUUAAAGGGCAUUGCGAAAGAUGAAAGCCUGCGCCGUGAGGUCAUCGGAAAAGUUCGGGAUGCAAGCGAGAACUGGGGUUUCUUCCAGGUGGUCAAUCAUGGAAUUCCGGUGAGCACUCUGGAUGGGAUGAUCGAUGGUAUUCGGAGAUUUCAUGAACAAGAUGCUGAAGUGAAGAAAGAGAUCUAUUCUCGGGAUUAUUCCAGUAGAAAAGUGCUCUACAGCAGCAAUUUUGAUCUGUAUCAGGCGCCAGUAACCAAUUGGAGGGAUACUUUGUAUUGUGUCAUGGCUCCUUCUCCCUCGGACCCUCAAGAAAUCCCGGCAGUCUGCAGGGACAUAAUAAUUGAGUAUUCAAACAAGGUAAUAGAAUUAGGACAAGUACUGCUCCAACUGCUGUCAGAAUCUCUUGGUCUUGAUCCUAAUUACUUGAGAGACAUUGGCUGUGCAAAGGGUCUUUGUGUGUCUGGCAACUACUACCCAGCAUGCCCUGAACCGGACCUCACAUUGGGCAUAAGUAGCCAUACUGAUAUUGGCUUCUUUACUGUGCUUUUACAAGAUCAACUUGGUGGCUUACAGGUCCUUUAUCAAAAUCAGUGGAUAGAUGUUACCCCUAUUCAUGGAGCUCUUGUCGUAAAUUUGGCUGACUUAAUUCAGUUGAUUACCAAUGAUAGGUUUAUAAGCGUUCAUCACAGGGUUCUUGCAAAAGCUGUAGGUCCAAGAAUUUCAAUGGCAUGUUUCUUCAGAACACACCUCCUAACGGAAAGUACCACUGUCUAUGGACCAAUUAAGGAGCUGUUAUCAGAUGAAAAUCCUCCAAUUUAUCGUGAAGCAACUGUAAAAGACUUCUUGUCACACCACUACUCUAAUGGGCUCAACGGUGUCUCCCCACUUGAACAUUUCAAACUCUAAAUUAUAUGCAUUCGGAAACAAUGUUAUGUUCUACCUUUAGUUAGGCUAGUAAUCUGAAGCGCUAUCUUGUUAUGUAAUUUAAAUAUGUGAACUUAAUGUGAAGAGAUAUUGAGAAGUUUGGAAUUUCAUAAAUAUUAAUAUGAAAU
Molecule: messenger RNA, 1457 nt
Organism: Rubroshorea leprosula
Lineage: Eukaryota; Viridiplantae; Streptophyta; Magnoliopsida; Malvales; Dipterocarpaceae
Source: the annotation of a GenBank genome assembly